AUGACAAUACAUCACAAUCACCCAUAUCAUUUAGUAGAUUAUAGACCAUGACCUCUAACUGGAGCUAUUGGAGUUUUAACCUUGGUAACAGGAAUAGUAAAAUGAUUUCAUAAUUUUAAUAUAAAUUUAUUAAUUUUAGGAUAUAUUAUUACAAUUUUAACAAUAUAUCAAUGAUGACGAGACAUUUGUCGAGAAGGUACUAUACAAGGUAAACACACAAUUUUAGUCUCUAAAGGACUUCGAUGAGGAAUAAUUUUAUUUAUUAUUUCAGAAGUCUUUUUUUUCAUUUCAUUUUUUUGAGCAUUUUUUCAUAGAAGUUUAUCCCCAAAUAUUGAAAUCGGAAUAAUAUGACCUCCUAUAAGAAUUAUACCUUUUAACCCAUUUCAAAUCCCCUUAUUAAAUACUAUUAUUUUAAUUACUUCAGGAAUUACAGUAACUUGAGCACAUCAUGCUUUAAUAGAAAAUAACUUUACACAAACUACACAAGGUCUUUUUAUUACAGUCAUAUUAGGUAUUUACUUCACUAUUCUUCAAGCUUAUGAAUAUAUUGAAGCACCUUUUACCAUUGCAGAUAGAAUUUAUGGAUCAACUUUUUUUAUGGCUACAGGAUUCCACGGUCUUCAUGUAAUAAUUGGAACAAUUUUUUUAUUUAUCUGUUUAAUACGACACAUAAAUAACCAUUUCUCAAGUAAUCAUCACUUUGGAUUUGAAGCUGCUGCUUGAUAUUGACAUUUUGUAGAUGUAGUAUGAUUAUUCCUUUAUAUCUCUAUUUAUUGAUGAGGAAAUUAACUA
Messenger RNA from Cydia splendana, 792 nucleotides. Its product is annotated as cytochrome c oxidase subunit 3-like. Gene Ontology annotation, cellular component: membrane; mitochondrion. Gene Ontology annotation, molecular function: cytochrome-c oxidase activity. The transcript has a single exon. Gene Ontology annotation, biological process: mitochondrial electron transport, cytochrome c to oxygen. The record is from RefSeq and is a predicted model, not a curated record. Lineage: Eukaryota; Metazoa; Arthropoda; Insecta; Lepidoptera; Tortricidae.